GGCAGAGCAUCAUUUAUCGUCGGCCAGCGACGUCGAUCGUUUUGUGGCGUUAACGUAGCCCUCAACUUCCCACCACCUGUCGCCCCUUCCACCUGUGCUUUACACUUUUUACCUUUUGUGUUUUUAUUUUUUGGCAAUCAGUGCAAAAAACCUUUUGUCAAAACGUGUGCGUGUGUUUUCUGUUUCUGUCGCUGCUUCUCCGAUUUUCGGGGUACUUUGAUAAAAUUCCAAAGUGCCCAGCAACUCGGGGACAAAUUUGUGCUCUCAUUAAGUCGCGUAAUUAAAAGGUGACCAAAGCCAAAAUGGUAAAGGAAAUAACUAACGGUAAAGAUGGACAGAAAGGGAAGCCCGAAGAUUCCCAAAAUUCGGCGCCCAUUCCGUAUCCCAAGUCGGUGGGCUUCAUCAUCAGCAAUGAGUUCUGCGAGCGCUUCAACUUCUAUGGCAUGCGCACCAUUCUGGUGCUCUACCUCACGAACAAGCUGGGCUACAACGAGGAGACCUCGACGGUGCUCUUCCACACCUUCACCAUGCUGGUCUACAUCUGCCCGCUGAUCGGAGCCCUGGUCGCCGAUGGCUGGCUGGGGAAGUACAAGACGAUUCUGUACCUGUCGCUGGUCUACAGCUUGGGCGCCAUGGUGGUGUCCUUCGGAGCCGUUCCCCUGCCAGGGAUGCCCACCAAAGCGGUGACCGUUGUGGGACUCCUGCUGAUUGCGAUCGGAACCGGCGGGAUAAAGCCCUGUGUCGCGGCCUUCGGCGGCGAUCAGUUCACACUGCCCGCCCAGAGUCUCCAGCUGGCCAAGUUCUUCUCGCUGUUCUACUUCGCCAUCAACGCCGGAUCCCUGAUCUCGACCACGUGCACCCCGAUCCUGCGGGCCGAUGUGCACUGCUUCGGCGACCAGGACUGCUUCUCGCUGGCCUUCGGAGUGCCGGCCGUCCUGAUGGUCAUCUCGGUGGUGAUCUUCAUGGCCGGCAGGAGGCUGUACAGAUGCCAGCCGCCCGCCGGCAACAUGAUAUUCGGAGUGUCGCGCUGCAUCGCGGACGCGUUCAAGGGAUGGCAGAAGCGCAGGCACUCGGAGCCGGCGGAGAGCUUCCUGGACUACGCCAAGCCGACGGUGGGCGCCCGGAUGGUCAGGGAGACCAAGUGCCUGGGCCGGAUCCUGCGCCUCUUCCUGCCCUUCCCCGUCUUCUGGGCCCUCUUCGACCAGCAGGGAUCGCGCUGGACCUUCCAGGCCACGCGGAUGGACGGCCGGGUGCUGGGCCUCCAGAUCAAGCCCGACCAGAUGCAGGUGAUCAACCCGCUGCUCAUCCUCGGCUUCCUGCCGCUCUUCGACUACAUCGUCUACCCGCUGCUGCGCCGCGUGGGCAUCCGGCGACCCCUGCAGAAGCUGGCCAUCGGCCUCCUGUUGGCCGCCCUGGGAUUCUUCUUCUCCGCCGCGCUCGAGAUGAAAAUGGAGCAGGCCGCCUACCAAGCCCUGCCCACGGAGCCGGAAAUGGCCCAUCUGCGGAUAUACAACGGCAUGCCCUGCCGCUACGAGUUCUCCAGCGAGGUGGCUGAGAAGACGGGCUUCCUUGAGCCGCUCAAGAUGUGGACUGACCUCUCGGUUUCCGUGCCCACGGCCAAGGAGUACGCGUUCAGGGCCCAACCCGUUUCGGGAGUGUGUCCCGCCGUCGAAGGCAAGCUGCGCCUGCAGCCGGGCCGGUCCGUGGGCUACUUUCUGGCGCAGGAGAAGCUGCUCGAGUUCGCCGACGGACUGCAGAUGGCGCCGAGCGACAGUGGGCCCACGCUGGUGCGGGCCUUGCUGAAUACGCCGGAGGGCGAGGGCCCCGUUCGGCUGACCAGCCGAUCGGCAGCUGGCAGCCAGGCGGCACCGCUCUCCCUGGACAGCCGGAAUGUGUCGCAGCUGCACAGGAUCCCAGCCGGCUCCUUCGAGGUGGACAUCAACGGCAAGAAGGUGGCCGACUUCGAGGCCAGGGGCGGCGCUCUCUACAGCCUGCUGGUGGCGGGGAACGCCCUCGACGGCUACCAGUACAACCUGCUCGAGGUGGUGAGCCCCAGUGCCGUGUCCAUUCUGUGGCAGCUGCCCCAGAUCGUCAUGAUGACCGCCGCGGAGGUGAUGUUCUCGGUGACCGGCCUGGAGUUCUCCUACUCGCAGUCGCCGCCCAGCAUGAAGAGCGUCCUGCAGGCCUGCUGGCUGCUCGCGGUGGCCAUUGGCAAUUUCAUUGUGGUGGUGAUCGCCGAGUUCAGGCUCACCACCUCGCAGUCCGGCGAGUUCAGCCUGUUCGCCACGCUCAUGCUGGUGGACAUGCUCAUCUUCAUGUGGCUGACCCGCAGCUACCAGUACAAGGAUCAGGCCGAGGACCGCGACGAGGACGAGGACGACGACGCCAUCGAGGAUGUGGUGCAGUCGAAGCCCCGGCCGGUGGAGGCUCCCCAGCGGAGAACCGCGGGACUGGAGGAGCCGGGCCACGGGGCCUAUCGCAAUCACGCCUACGACAACGAUUUCUCGGAGGCCUAAGGGCUCGUACUUAAAUCUCAAAUAUCGAAUCCCACAUCCCCUCAUCAUCGCAAUCGCAUUUAGUUAUAGUUAACUCUUGUAUUUAUUUUAUUCGUUCGCAUUUAUUCGUUUAGUCGGCUGUAAUCCGUUCGUUGAACGACGAGUAUUCUGUAUAUGCAUUUUUUUACCCGAUUGUCUUGUAAAUACAUUUUAUACGUUUUAUUGUA
This is a messenger RNA of Drosophila ficusphila, 2722 nucleotides long. Its product is annotated as peptide transporter family 1-like. Gene Ontology annotation, molecular function: dipeptide transmembrane transporter activity. Gene Ontology annotation, cellular component: membrane. The coding region runs from base 303 to 2516 and encodes 737 amino acids. Gene Ontology annotation, biological process: oligopeptide transport; transmembrane transport. The transcript has 4 exons. NCBI's taxonomy places the organism in Eukaryota, Metazoa, Arthropoda, Insecta, Diptera, Drosophilidae. The record is from RefSeq and is a predicted model, not a curated record.